Phialemonium atrogriseum is the source of this 1488-nucleotide messenger RNA. RefSeq names its product Ribophorin I. The transcript is spliced from 3 exons. Gene Ontology annotation, cellular component: oligosaccharyltransferase complex; membrane. The coding region runs from base 1 to 1488 and encodes 495 amino acids. Lineage: Eukaryota; Fungi; Ascomycota; Sordariomycetes; Cephalothecales; Cephalothecaceae. The record is from RefSeq and is a predicted model, not a curated record.
AUGAAGACUUUGGCAGUCUUUUCUGCCGUCCUUUCCCUGCUGGCAUUUGCAUCCGCAAGCCCAGACACGAAGGGCUCCGAGAGGAGGACCUCCCGCGUCAACCUGCCAUCCACAUUCACACCCCCUCAAGCCUUCAAGAAUGCCAAUUUGGUUCACGUCAUUUCGGUUGAGAAGAACUAUGUCAAGGAGAACAUCAAUGUCCUGAUUGAGAAUAUCGACAAGAAAGCCCAGGAUGAAUACUUCUUGCCAUUCACUGGGGACCAGAUGUCUCGGUUGGGGGGCAUUGAGGCCAAGGACCGGAAAGAUGCCAGUGUUGGCCCCUUCGCAGUGGAAGCUGUGGAAUUUGAUCCAACGAGUGACAUUCAAUACUACCGGAUCCGACUUCCAAAACCUCUCAAGCCCGGUAGCCAACAAACCCUUGGCAUUACCUACUACUUCUUGAAGGCAUACUCUCCGCUCCCGGCGUCCAUAAACCAAGACGAAUCCCAGUUCCUCGCCUACUCCUUCUCAGUCUACGCCCCCUCUGCGUACACGACCACGAAGCAGAAGACCGAAGUCAAGUUCCCCUCCGCGAACAUACCCGAUUACACCAAGCUUCCCGGCAGCGGAGAUGUCAGCGAGUUUCCCAAGAAGCAGGGCACGAAGCUCACGUACGGUCCGUUCGACGAGAAGCCUGCCGGUGCCUCUGAGCCUGUCACCGUCCGAUUCGAGUUCACCAAGCCCGUCAACCACAUAUCCCAUUUGGAGCGAGACAUCGAGGUUAGCCACUGGGGCGGAAAUGUUGCCUUCGAAGAGCGAUACACCCUGCACCAUUUGGGCGCCAAUCUGUCAAGCCCCUUCAGUCGCGUCAAGUGGGCGCAGCAGCAGUAUUACAACCCCAACUCGUACGCGCUGAAGGAGAUGCGCUUCCCUCUCCGCGUUGGCAGUGCGGACCCGUACUUUACCGAUGUCAUUGGUAACGUCUCAACUUCGCGAUUCCGAAGCAACAAGCGCGAGGCCCUCCUCGAGAUCAAGCCGAGAUACCCCAUUUUUGGUGGAUGGAAGUACCCCUUCACCGUCGGCUGGAACUCGGAUGCGCAGAACUUCCUCCGCUCACUGUCGGGCGGCAGCCACAUUCUCAACGUCCCAUUCCUGGAAGGGCCGAAGCAGGUCGAGGGAACCGAGUAUGAGCAGGUCCACGUCCGGGUCAUCCUGCCAGAGGGCGCUGAGAAUGUCAAGUUCUACACCACCAUUCCGGAGUCAUCUAUCACCGAGGCCAAUGUGGAGAUUCACAAGACCUUCUUGGACACUAUUGGCCGGCCAGCGCUGACCAUCAAGGCUCAAAACCUCGUGGAUGACUUCAGAGACCGGGAGCUGAUUGUGUCUUACGACUACUCUUUCGCCGCCAGCAUCCGCAAACCCCUGAUCGUAUUCGCCAGCAUGAUCUUGGUGUUCGUCAGUGCAUGGGUUAUUGGAGGCGUGGAGGUGAAGUUCUCAUCUAAGAAAUAG